Coccinella septempunctata (seven-spotted ladybird) is the source of this 1153-nucleotide messenger RNA. RefSeq names its product methylosome protein 50-like. Gene Ontology annotation, molecular function: protein binding. Gene Ontology annotation, biological process: oocyte axis specification. Bases 85 to 1059 code for a protein of 324 amino acids. NCBI's taxonomy places the organism in Eukaryota, Metazoa, Arthropoda, Insecta, Coleoptera, Coccinellidae. The transcript has 5 exons. Gene Ontology annotation, cellular component: methylosome. The record is from RefSeq and is a predicted model, not a curated record.
ACCUCUAGAUCUAUGGUUUGAGGUAAUCAACCUCAAUUUAAUUUCGAAGUUGGAAAUUUGAAAUAUUUUUCAAAUUUUAGAAGAAUGCAGGAAUAUAACGAUAACAUUAUCGUAUAUCCCCCAAAUAAAGUUCUAGAGAGAACCUUUAAUUAUUCAGAAGUACCAACCGUACAUAAGUCUCUUAUGUUUAUUGAUUUUGAUCCCUUGAGAGACAAUGCCAUUCUCGGAUCAUCAAAUAUCAAUGGAACCCUAUGGGAAGGUACAACCUUUUUUUUUCGAAGCAAGCAAGACUUGGAAGAUUUAAAAUGGUCUGGUUACUAUGUAGGACCCACUGUAUCUGACGCAAAAUUUCUAGAUCAUGACCAAAUAGUCCUAGCAGAAGAAACUGGUGAUGUCCAAAUCUUGAAUAUUGAUUCGAAAUCAAGGAUUGAACCAUAUUUAUUUCAUCGUCAUUUCAGUAGAGUUCCACAAGUAGCAGUAUUGUCCAAAUCAUCGAAAUUCAUAACAUGCUCUGAAAAAACUAUAAUGUUAGUUGAUACUAGCAGUUCCAUAAAAUUGUUUUUUCCAGACUAUCACACAGAAUUAAUUUAUUCAAUAGACUCAUCAAAGGGAAAUGGAAAUUGUUUUGUUUCAUGUGGUGCUGAUAGAAAAGUUUUGAUUUGGGACAGACGGGAUAAUAAUCCAGCAUCAGUUCUCUAUACAAAUGAAUUUGCUGCACUGACUAGCGUAGCAUGGAAUCCAUCAAACGAUGAUUACAUAGUUUGUGGGACAGAGGGUGGUGCUGUAUACCUUGUGGACAAGAGAGAACCAAAUAGUUUUCUAGAUGUACAUCACUGUUUCGAAAAUAGAAUUCAUAGACUUUCUUUCAACCCAAAUUCUUCGCAGUUGGCAGUUUGUGGGGAUACAAAUGAAGUAAUUGUUUUUAAUAUGGAAGUAGGAGGCCUGUCCAAGGUUUAUAAAAACAAAGAACAAAAGGGUAUGGUCAGGGGAUUAUGUUGGAAUAAAGACGUAUUGUAUUCUUGUGGCUUUGGUACUAAGGUCUGUAAACAUAUUAUCUGACUAAAAACAAUGGAAGUUUGAUUUCUGUUCUCAUCUGAUCACCUAAUUUGAAAUUGAGCCAACUGAGUAAUAAUAAAUGUUUUAAAAAGUUAAA